CUUUAAAAGUUAUAAUAGACAUGAACUGGAAGGUGUGCGUUAUAAGACAGUUUAGGUAUGGUUUGUCAACACCAUGUUAACAGUCAAUCUAGUAGCUUGCUUCGUUAACCGGCUGAGAUUACUUGAGGAAAAAUUAGGUGGACACCAGAGUGUGAACAUUUUGUGGUGGUUUUAUGGAAAAAGACACUCAGUAUUCAGGCUUUCCCAGAGAGUCUACAGCUAGAGAAGAAGUAGUAUCCUCCUGCCAAUGUCCAACAACUUUACAAUGGACAACAUCGAGUUAUAGAGCACCGGAGACUGCGUGGUCAUCGUCACCAUUCAGUUAUACACCAAAUAACCAGCCAUGUUUGUGUCUUCGAUACAGAAAUAUGGAAUGUGGCACUAGAAGGAUAAAAAUUGGCUCAAGUUUCGACUCAAACGAAGAGCCACCUAAACAACAAGAAUCAAGUUUAUCAAUUAGUAAAAAUUUAAAGUUUGGAAUCGAGAGAAUUUUAACUCCGAGUUGUAAGGAAGAGAACAGUUCGGGUAUGUAAUCUUAAAUAUGAAAAUUAAAUUUAGCUCUAUAACGAGAGAGAUUCCAUGUAUAUAGGCCUAAGGUUCGUAUAUACAAACAAGGUUUACAUAUAGUGUGCAUUUAUAUUUUUCUUAAAGAACGAUAAUAGAAGAAUAAAAAAUUGAACGUGAAAUAUGUCAUAUAUACUGAAUAUUGAGAUGAGUAAAAAAUCAGUAAAAUACCAUGCGACAUUAAAAAGUGGUAUUUUCAUUCUUUGGUAAUCUAUAGAAACCCUGAAUUGAAAUGUAUAAGGAUGAACAUCUAUUACAUAUCUAUAAACUCGCGGUAUAGCUAGCCUAUGUCAGAAUACUGAGUUUAAGCCAAAAUUUAAACUAAGUUAAAAUUAAAACAUUAAAGAUUAAAACCUAAGAAUGUUCAUUAAAAAUUGAAAAGCACUACAGUUCUGUUUUGAGAGGCCCUUUCUAGAUCCUCUCUCUGCACCUGAAGAGAGAGGAUCAAGAAAGGGCCUCUCGAAACAGAACUGUAGUGCUUUUCAAUUUUUAAUGAACAUUCUUAGGUUUUAAUCUUUAAUGUUUUAAUUUUAUAUAUAUAUAUAUAUAUAUAUAUAUAUAUAUAUAUAUAUAUAUAUAUAUAUAUAUAUAUAUAUAUAUAUAUAUAUAUAUAUAUAUAUACCUUACACUAUAUACAUUUAUCUAUACAAACUCUUUUCAUAUACACCUUGUAAGUAAAGUAGUAAUUAUACAUUGCAUAUGAACUUAUGUUUAAUUGUUCUUAUUAUACCUUAGUAAAUCUUAGACGUUACUGCAUCCACUGUUAUAUAUAUAUACGUUAUUGAAAUAUGUUUUAUUGAAAAGUGGAGCAGUUAAACUGACCCUGUGCACUCAUUAAAACCUGUAUGUGAUCUUUUUAUUUUGCUUUGUUUUCGUCUCCUUCCAACUCUGAAUGUCUCAAUCUGAUCCUAGGAUCCAAAUAAUUCCAUUUGAAUCCAUCUUGCAUGUUGGCAAAAGUGUAUGACAAUGCAUCAGAUAGAGCUCGACUAGAUCGCGUAACUGUGGCUAUGUGCAAUUCAUAAUGUGAUAUGCAUGGCCAUGUAUUCAUUUGAGGCAAAACUAAAAAACAGAAAAUAAUAAACUUACAACAUCAUCCGACCGACAAAAAUGCCUAAGGCUAUAAGAUGUAUACAAGUUCAUUCACUUCAGUAUUUUUCAUUGUUAUUUUAAUUAAUCAUCAAACAUUCCUUCUUGCACGUCCCUAAUUUUAAGAGCAAUUAAGUUGACUAUGCAUGCACUCUGCACCAUGAUGCUUUACAUAAUCUGACUUUAUUCGUCAAAGAUGUAUUAAGACAUAACAAGAUCAUAUUGGUACAUAUUAAUUGUACGUAAGCGGCAGCAAGGAUUUCUAAAAAAAUCCUUGGUAGCUUUAAGGUUUCUGUGUGGUUUUAUGGUCUCAAACGAUUUCAUGCAAGUAUCAAAUAUUGCACACAUGUAAAAUGACAGACCAGGAAAAGGUUUAAUGUUUCUCGGAUCCUGAACUUAAAUCUAUUGUCAAAUGUCCCAUAAAAACAAUGAAAAUUUUCACUUUAUUAUGCAUGUUGUAUCUUGUAGUUAGCUAGACAUGCCGUAAGCAUCUCUGUCUCACUAACGUGUCUGUAACUGUACGAUAUGCCAUUCCACUAAAUUGCAGCAACAAAAGUGGGAUGAAAGAGGAGGAGAGGCUAUAGUAUAGAGGCUUUGUGCAGGUCAAUGGCUUCAUAUGAAUGCAUUUAUUUUCUCUAUGACUCUAAUUAUUUUUUUAUUUCAGGUUCUCCAAACAACAUGAAGGAGAGCAACGCCAAUAUUGCUCAUAAAUCAUCAACUGCUGGGAAGAGUCAACGAAAAAAUGGUACACGUUCAGUAUUUUCUCAUGUUCAACGAAACAUUUUAGAACUGCAUUAUCAACAACGAGAAUACGUGACAAAAGGAGAGCGCUAUCAUAUUGCCAUGGCAACAGGAAUAAGCGAAGAACAAGUGAAAAUCUGGUUUCAAAAUCGAAGAACGAAGAAGAAAAAAUUGGAAAGAAACAAAAUGGCGGCAUCAGAGAAGAAUAAAGCUGAACAUUUUAGUUUAAAUAUUAUGAAUUUUCAUUAGGAAGGAACAAAAUUUUAUUUUAAGUGCCACUAACGCAAAUUAUAAUUUUAGGUAUGCGAAAUAUUUGGGUGUUCAUGUUGCCUUUGAUUGUUGAAAAAAUCCACCCAGUUUGUCUACUUUUUCACUACAUUAAGUUCAUUUGUGUUUUUUGCUGAUAUAAUAUCCGGCAACUUUGACAGUGAAAGAUGACGUAGUACACAUAUCAAAAAUUAUAUUUGUGGUAAGUGGUACUUAUAAAUGACAAAAUUGAUUAAUAGACCAGGAUAAACCAUGCGUGGUUAAAAAUCAUUCCAUGUAUGUGAAAUAUGUAAAUCCAAAUAGUAAUGAAAAUGCUCAUAAUAUGUAAUGUUAUAAUGUACAUAUAUAAAAUUAUAUAUAAGCUGCAGGCUACAAUAUGGUCAGAUCUAGAAUCGAAAUAUGGUAACCGUCAUCAGAUACAUGACGACUAG
Messenger RNA from Paramuricea clavata, 3089 nucleotides. NCBI's taxonomy places the organism in Eukaryota, Metazoa, Cnidaria, Anthozoa, Malacalcyonacea, Plexauridae. The record is from the annotation of a GenBank genome assembly.